Papaver somniferum (opium poppy) is the source of this 6448-nucleotide messenger RNA. Its product is annotated as mediator of RNA polymerase II transcription subunit 13-like. The coding region runs from base 286 to 6147 and encodes 1953 amino acids. Gene Ontology annotation, molecular function: transcription coregulator activity. The transcript is spliced from 24 exons. Gene Ontology annotation, biological process: regulation of transcription by RNA polymerase II. The record is from RefSeq and is a predicted model, not a curated record. NCBI's taxonomy places the organism in Eukaryota, Viridiplantae, Streptophyta, Magnoliopsida, Ranunculales, Papaveraceae. Gene Ontology annotation, cellular component: mediator complex.
GAAGAUGCAGUGAAAAUAAACAAGAAAAUCCAAAGAAAAACGGAGUAGAAAAGAAACUUAUAAAGUGAGACUGUGAGAAGAAAGUUUGAAAGCCCUUGAUCGGAGAAAGUGUAAAAAAUCAAGUUGUUAGUUUCCAUAGGCAAUCAAGGAUACGAUCUCGGGUUGAAGGAAAGUUCCAAAUUUUAUCAAAGGUGCCGUUGUUUGGGGCUUUUGUAUAUGUUCUAUUUGACAAAUUAGAUGUCUUGAGGAGCCUUUUUAAGAAGAGAGAACUGGUGUUAUCAAGUAAUGUGGACGAAUGUCUUCAAAAUUGGAAGCUUACAUCACAUUUCCUGGUUCCAGUUUCUCCCUUUGGAAUCUGACCUGAUCCCCGAAAAAGGUGCUAAAGGUGAACAGAAAGAUGCUGCUACAUCGUUGGUACUUUCAGCCCAUGUACAGCUGCAGAAAGAAGGAUUUCUUAGCACUUGGACAAACUCUUUUGUUGGCCCAUGGGAUCCAUCUCAGGGAAUUCAUAAUCCUGAUGACAAAAUCAAGCUCUGGCUUUUCCUUUCCGGGCGUCAUUCAUCAGUUGUUGAAGCUGCUCAGACUGCAGUAUCUAAACUAAGAGUUGUCAGCUCUGGUCUUUGGUUGUCCCCUGGAGACUCUGAGGAGGUUGCAGCAGCUUUAUCACAGGCUCUACGUAACUGUAUUGAGAGAGCUUUAAGAGGGAUGUCCUACCAGAGAUAUGGAGAUGUAUUUGCAAGAUGCCAUCCUUUUUCACAAAGUGGAAAGACUUUCAGGAGAGUUCACCCUACAUUGGAAUUCAUCUUUGCUGCCACCGAGGAAGCUAUCUUUGUGCAUGUCAUAAUAUCUGCAAAGCAUAUCCGGACGCUUUCUGGUCAUGACAUGGAGAGGGUUGUAAAACGCCGCUCUUCUAGUAACUACGCAGAAAGAUUCCCUGUUAUUGUUGCUCCUCAUGGAAUGCGAGGUGGAGUUACAGGGUGCUGUCCUAGUGAUCUUGUGAAGCAAGUGUACUUAAGUUCCAGCAAGAACAAGGCUUUGAAUGGGUUCUCGGUUCUCGGUGUACCUCUUCAUGCUGCUCAAGCUUCUGGGUGCCAGCUGAGGGGGCAAAGUUGUUAUGUUGAGGUUACCCUUGGCUGCCAUGGAACCGAAGCUGAAAAGGGCGAUGAGAAGCAAUCUUCAGGAGAUAAUUUUCGAGCUCCUGAAGGAACAUUUAUUUAUCCUUCUGAGGCUGUGUUGGUACCCGUUGUGCGUACAGUGUCUGCUAGAUCUUCCCUAAAAAGACUCUGGCUACAGAACUGGGGUGGCGCAUCACAGUUCGGUUCGUCUUUCGCUAUGAACUGUUUGGGAAUCGAAAGCGCUGGUAGGCUCGAAUUUGUAGAUGGAUCACAACAUAACUACGACAGUAGUAGCGACAGUAAUUCUAGUAGCAUCAGCAGCAUUAGUAGCACAUCUAGUGAUAGUGAUGAUAAAAUGACCUCUGCAGUUGGUGACCUCGAAGCAGAUGCUGACUCUCUGACUUGUUGGCAGUCCGGUUUCUCUUCUGUUGAUCAGUUUGAGAAUGAUUACAAACAGGUGUCAAAGCGUCCUCGGCUAGGUGUUACAGAAUCAUUUGGUGGUCCAGGGACUGUCAUAGAUGCAACCACAGAGGCGUAUAAAUCUGACUUGAGUCCUCUAGAAGCGAAUGAGCCUUUUAGAUGUCUCUGGGAUUGGGAUGACAAUGACAAAAGUGGGGGACUGGAUAUUCACAUACUUAUUUCUGAAUUUGGAGAUUUCAGCGACUUGUUUGAGAGUGAUACACUGCCUUUUGGUGAGCUCCCAGGAAUUGCAGAUUCCCAAGCCCUUGUAUUUUCAAUGAUGGAUUGUACUGAGAUAAUCAGUAGUCCUUGUAUAGGUGGAAUGGAUACAGAUCAGAUGCUUUUACCUGUUUCUGGGUUUUCUUCUUUUGAUGGUCUUAAUCCACCUCCACCAUCAGCUACAGAAGACUUUGCUGUCCAAACUCAAGAUUCUACAAAGGAUUCUCGGUUAUCAGAUCCAACAAGCAACUAUUUAGCGCCACCCAUUAGUGGUGAAUUUGAGCAUCUAUCAAAAGCUGAAGCCAUGUUGACAUUUGCUUCAGAAUAUAGAGCAGUUGAAACAGUUUCCAGUGAGAUGUCUUCAUCGAUCUUCAGUAGUCCAUACAUCCCUGGAUCUAAAAACAUGGAAAGUUCAUACUCAAGCACUAAUUGUUACAUAUAUGGUGUAAUGCCUCCUCCUCGGUUAAAUGCGCCAGACGAGAAACCCGGCAGUUUAAAUGCAAAAGCUGGUUCAGUUAGGAACAAUAUACUUAACCCUAAAAAAUACUACACUCAAAUCACAAGUUGGAAACGAGAACGUGAUAAAAAAUUAAUUUCUUGUAACAAUAGCAUUGCUUCUUGUGAGGGAGUUGCACCUUUUUCUGGUUCCAAUUCUACAACUCCAGUCAAAUCUCUCGAGAUGAAAAAAGCUGAUGUUACAGUUGAAGUUGCACAUUCGCUUUUUCGUUUGAAGACCAUGUUAGCUACCGAAGUUGAAUGUUUCCUGUUCCAGGCAUCUAUGUGCAGGACAAGGCAUAUGCUAUUGUCUUCUUGUAAUUCUGGAUUCGCUGGACUGAAUAGCAGGUCAACUGGAGGGACAACCGUCUCAGAUCAGCUUCGAGGUAACCAAAAUUUUCCGUCUGACAAGAUGUCAAGCAUAUACGAAGUAAAAAAGAAAGACUCUGUACCUGUCAGAAUAGUAGGCAACUUAGACACAGGGAUGCUUGAUGGGCCUGUUAGUGCACCAGUUGGGGUUUGGCGCUCGGUUGGAGUUCCUAAAGGCGCAAAACCUACACGUUCUCCUAGUAUUGAAAAUACUCCAUCUUUUGGCCAUAAUACCUUUAAUGAGGAAGGCACGGUUAUGUAUGGGCUAACGCAACCUCUUCAAGAACUUCUGGACAGCAUUCCUUUGCUUGUCCAACAAGCUACUUCAUUGGUCGAUGUGUCCCUAGAUUCUGACUGCGGUGAUGGUGCUUAUGGCUGGCUAGCAUUACAAGAACAAUGUAGACGUGGAUUCUCUUGUGGCCCAUCCAUGGUACAUGCAGGUUGUGGUGGGCUUUUGGCCACAGGCCAUUCUCUGGACAUUGCUGGUGUUGAGCUACUUGAUCCGAUUUCAGCCAGUGUACAUCCAUCCUCUGUAAUUAGUUUGCUGCAAUCAGACAUAAAAGUAGCUCUAAAAUCUGCUUUUGGGAACUUGGAUGGUCCAUUAACUGUAAUGGAUUGGUGCAAAGGUCGUACUCAGUCAGUUGAUACGGCUGCUGUAGGUGAUGGAUACAUUGUAGAUUCAGUUGUAGGUGAAGCAAGAGACUCGAUAAACUCUAUAACUCUGGCUGGUGGAGAGCCUAUCAGUCCAAGUCAGUCAUCUGGUGGUUCUACUUCUUCCCUGAAAGUGCCUAGUAGCAUGGAUGGGACCAGAAUGGAUGAGGGAAGCCAAAGGAGGUUGAACCAAGAAACAAGCAAUUUGGAAUCAGAGCAGCAGUCUCGUCUCCGGCCAACUCUUUUUGUGCUUCCAUUGCCUGCUAUACUUGUUGGGUAUCAGGAUGAUUGGCUGAAGACAUCCACAAGCUCCCUACAGCUAUGGGAAAAGGCUCCUCUUGAACCGUAUGCUCUACCUAAGCCUAUGACCUACUCUGUUAUCUGUCCGGACAUUGGUUUCCUUACAUCUGCUGCUGCUGAUUUCUUUUUGCAGUUGGGAACUGUGUAUGAAUCUUGCAAACUGGGCACUCAUUCGCCUCAAAAUAUAGGCCAGAUGGAUUCAGGCUCCGGGAAGUUAUCAUCAUCAGGGUUCGUUCUAAUUGAUUGCCCUCAAUCUAUGAAGAUAGAAAGUGGUGGCACAUCUUUUAUGGGCUCAAUAAGUGAUUAUCUCUUAGCUUUAUCCAGUGGUUGGGAUGUAAAGAGCUUCCUUAAAUCUCUUUCGGAUGUUAUAAAGACUCUUAGAAUCGGUUUGAAUUCUACAAUACAUCAGAAAGAAGGCAAUACUUGUCCUACCACUGUUAUAUAUGUGGUUUGCCCCUUUCCUGAGCCUGUUGCUGUUUUGCAAACUCUGGUGGAGUCUUCCACUGCUCUUGGAUCAAUCAGCCUUUCUUUAGAGAAGGAGAGGAGAUCCCUUUUUCGAAGCCAAGUUGGCAAAGCUCUAAGUUGCUCACCAGCUGCAGAUGAAACCUCAAUAUCAAAUGUUUUAGCACUUUCAGGGUUCAGCAUCCCUAAACUGGUCCUGCAAAUUGUAACCGUUGAAUCCAUCCUUAGGAUCAGCAGCCCAGCGCUAAAUGAACUCGUCCUUCUGAAAGAGAUUGCUUUCACCGUUUACAAUAAAGCUCGACGUGUAGCACGUUCACCGGGUAGUGGCGCUCAAUCAUUGUCUAGCACCGCAGGUAGAUCUCAAUCUGCACUGAUGCAAAUUAGUUCUCCUCCUAUUCAGGGAAUGUGGAAAGACUGUGUUACUCCUCGAAUUUCAGGAUCCUCCCUAACAAGAGAGGGCGAGCUUGAUGCUAGCUCGAGAUCGUGGGAUAAUUCUUGGCAAACAUCAAGGAUAGGAGUAUUAAGCUGUGAUCCGAUCAGGUCUGGAGACAAUUCUAUUCCCGAUGCUUGUCUGAAAUAUGCAUUCGAACCACUCUUUAUACUGGCAGAGCCUGGAUCUAUCGAGCUGGGGAUUUCACCGACAGUUCUUGGUAAUGGAGUAACAGAGUCUUUGCGGUCAUCUGCUGACGAGAAUAGUGGCGUCUUUAUGCAGACUUCAACUUCAUCAGGGUGUGCUGACUCUGCAGGAGUUAGUCCUUUACUGCUUGGGUCCGAGGCUGAUGGUUUUGGACCUAGCCAUCCAAAGACUCCAAGUCUUCAUUGUUGUUAUGGGUGGACAGAGGAUUGGCGUUGGCUUGUUUGUGUUUGGACAGAUUCUAGAGGAGAAUUGCUUGACAGUCAUAUAUUUCCAUUUGGUGGUAUCAGUAGUCGUCAAGACACCAAAGGUCUCCAAUGCAUUUUUGUUCAAGUCUUGCAGCAAGGUUGCCAGAUACUAUCUUGUCCUUCCUCUGAUAUUGGAGCCAUCAAGCCUAGAGAUAUUGUGAUUACACGCAUUGGAUGCUUUUAUGAGCUUGAACGUCAAGAGUGGCAAAAAGCCAUAUACACAGUUGGUGGGAAUGAAGUUAAGAAGUGGCCUCUGCAACUACGCCAUGCUUUGCCUGAUGGUGUGUCUGCAAGUAGUAACGGGAGUUCGUUGCAUCAACAAGAGAUUAGUAUGAUUCAAGAGAGAACAUUACCUUCUUCACCGAGCUCUUCCAUGUACAGUCCCCAAACAAAAUCUUCCAGCUUCAUAAAAGGUGGUUUAGGGCAAACCAAUACAAGAAAGCAACUUAUGGGAGGACAAGCUGUAAUUGACAGCUCAAGGGGGAUCUUUCAGUCAGUACAGAGUAUUAGCUUGGUAGGAGUUUCAAUUGAUCAUUCCCUUCAUCUGAUCCUCCAGGCCGAUGCAUCUUUCACAGGAGGAACUGGAGCACAAGGUGGUGGUAGUGGAGCAGAUUUGCCUAAUAGCUACUUGGAGGGUGUCAACCCUGUAAAAUCUCUUGGGUCUGCGUCGUCAUCCUAUGUUCUAAUUCCCUCCCCCAGUAUGCGUUUUCUGCCUUCUACACCUCUACAGCUUCCGACAUGCCUAACCUCUGAAUCCCCACCCCUUGCCCAUCUUUUACACAGCAAAGGUUCUGCGAUUGCUCUGUCAACCGGUUUUGUAGUCUCUAAAGCAGUUCCUUCUAUCAGGUCAGAUUUGCAGAGUACCAUGAAAGAAGAGUGGCCAUCCAUUUUAUCUGUCAGUCUUAUAGAUUACUAUGGUGGUACCAACAUGAUCCAAGAAAAGAUGGCUAAAGGAGGAACUACUAAGCAUAGCAGAAAUCUGAGUUCAGAUUCUAGGGACCAUGAAAUAGAGACACAUUUGAUUCUUGAGUCCUUAGCAGCCGAGCUUCAUGCUCUUUCAUGGAUGACAGUGAGCCCAGCUUACCUGGAUCGUCGCUCCGCACUUCCGUUCCACUGUGAUAUGGUUCUAAGACUAAGGAGGCUUCUUCAUUUUGCCGAUAAGCAACUCCUACGGUCAGAUUCGGCACAGGUUUAGGCUCGGCAGGUGGUAUGUGUAAUUUUGGACCUAACUGUACAGGGUAUCUUGGAUGUUCAUGUUCCUUGUAGUUGGCUCUUGUGGUUCUCUACUGAAUUGAAGCUGGAGAGUGAUCACUUGAAGUGCCUACUUGUACUAGUAGAAUGUCUGUAAUCUAUUAUUUGUAGUCCAUCUAUCUUCGUCCUCAUUAUUUUCAGUAGAAUGCAUAGUGUAGUCCUGUAAAGUUGCAGAAUAGUAUUACCAAUUCAUAGAAUGCCCAUUUCCACCUUUGAGGGUGAAUACAUAGUUUUCUAUUUUACAA